Molecule: messenger RNA, 498 nt
Organism: Penicillium robsamsonii
Lineage: Eukaryota; Fungi; Ascomycota; Eurotiomycetes; Eurotiales; Aspergillaceae
Product: Phosphatidylethanolamine-binding protein PEBP
Exons: 2
Coding region: 1-498 (165 amino acids)
Source: RefSeq, a predicted model, not a curated record
AUGGCACCAGAUACCGAGAUACCAAGCGGCGCAAGGACUGCAAACAAUCUAUAUCCACAACGGUGGGGCAACCUUGCUUUAAUGAUUCCGCCCCUUAUCUACGGCGUAACCACUAGGGAGAACCGCCUCUCGAUCGAAUUACCGACGCACAUUCGAUACUCCCUCAAGCAUGGCAACGCGGGUCAGAUCGGGAAGGGUCUCGCCGUUUGGAAUCAGAUUCAUGUCAAAGACCUUGCCAGGGGAUAUAUGGUUCUGCUGCAUUGGAUGGAGCGUGCACCUGUCACUGAGAUUGUGGAGAAUCCGUACUUCUGUUGUGAAAACGGCCAAGAGUUGUCUUCGGGGUGGGCACCCUUGGAGAAGGAAACCUUUGCCUCCUUGGCCGAAGACGAGAUUUCAACCAUCGCGAAGGAAACCGGUGAGUUUACAGGUUAUGCGAGCGUUGUUGCGUCGUUACUGGGAGCGGAGCACCCAACAGCUGUUAUUUUGUCUCUGAAAUAA